Apis cerana (Asiatic honeybee) is the source of this 3061-nucleotide messenger RNA. RefSeq lists its product as uncharacterized. Lineage: Eukaryota; Metazoa; Arthropoda; Insecta; Hymenoptera; Apidae. The record is from RefSeq and is a predicted model, not a curated record.
UACAAUAAUAAUUAUAAUUAUUUAUUUCUGAUUUCAACUUUUAAAUUUUACAUUUUUUCAAUGCAAUUGGUAACUAUGGAAAUAUGGCGGGGAUACUUACUAAUUGUAAUGUACACCGAAGUAAUUGUUUAAUUUCGAUUUUGGUUAUAGGACAAGCAGAAUUAUGUCAUAAAGUUUCUGAAGGAUUGCAUGAAAAUGCAAAAGAAAGAAAAUGGCAUAUCGUUGUACAUCAAUGUGAGCUUGUUGAUGAAGUUAUACGCUUGAAUUUAAAUCUUAGUAUAGAUUUUAUUAUUUUUGUUUUUGAUUGGAAAACUACACAUUCUUUGUCUGAAGUAGAAACAAAUAUUAGUCUUGUAGAUGAACAUUAUAUUAUUUCUGGAGCUGUAUGUCUUGUAAAUUGCAGAGGGAUUUCAAAUAGUAUGGGAUUAACUUCUCAUAAAUCAGCAAAAAUAAGAGAGAAAUAUAAUAUUCGAUUUUUGUCUGCUAAUGUUUUUAAGCCACAAAUUUGUGUUCAAUUAGGUAAUAGAAUAUUAAAUUUAAUAGAAGCUGUAUUGGGUAUAACAAGUGGAAUUCCUGUUAUUGGACGGACUAAUGAUAGAAUUUUAUAAAACUUGAAUUUAUAGUUUUAAUAUUGAAAUGAAGAAGACAAGCAGCAAAAAUCAAGCAUAUGCCUCUAGUCAAGAAGAUAGUGAAAAUGAUAGUGAUGAAACUGAAUGUAGUAUUGGUAGUAAUUCAACAGCUGGUACUCAUCGUAGUGACACACCUACCCGCAGUGCUCGUUACAGAAGAAAAGGACGACGUAGAAGUAAAACGGCAAAAUAUAAACCAUGUACAGAUAAACCUCUUUAUAAAUAUUGCUGCAGUAUUAAAGAAGACCAUGGACAGCCAUUGUUUGGAGUACAAUUUAACCAUCACUUAAAAGAAGGUGAACCAUUAAUAUUUGCUUCUGUGGGAAGCAAUCGAGUAAGCAUUUAUGAAUGUCCACAAGGAGGAAAUAUUAGAUUACGUCAGUGUUAUGCAGAUCCUGAUCCAGAGGAAAAUUUUUAUACUUGUACUUGGACUUAUGAUGAUUCUGGAAAACCUUUACUAGCAGUAGCUGGAUCACGUGGCGUUGUAAGAGUUAUAAGUCCUGUGACUAUGACUUGUAUCAAACAUUAUAUUGGUCAUGGUCAUGCAAUAAAUGAAUUAAAAAUUCAUCCUAAAGAUCCAAACAUAUUGCUUUCAGCAUCAAAAGAUCAUGCUCUUAGACUAUGGAAUAUAAAAACUGAUGUAUGUAUAGCAAUAUUUGGUGGUGUAGAAGGUCAUAGAGAUGAAGUAUUAAGUGCAGACUUUGAUAUGAAAGGAGAACGUAUUAUUUCAUGUGGUAUGGAUCAUGCUUUAAAAUUAUGGUCAUUAGAUAAAUCAGAUAUGCAAGAAGCAAUAAAACAAUCCUAUUAUUGUAAUCCUAGUCGUAAUGGAAGACCUUUUGAUUCAAUACUUCAACAUUUUCCGGAUUUUACUACACGUGAUGUUCAUCGUAAUUAUGUUGAUUGUGUUAAAUGGUAUGGUGAUUUCAUUUUAAGCAAAUCUUGUGAAAAUUGUAUUGUUUGUUGGAAACCAGGACGGCUAGAAGAUUCUCAAUUACGUAAUGGAGAAACAAGUGCAACAGUCUUACAUAGGUUCGAAUUUAAAGAAUGUGACAUAUGGUUUAUCAGAUUCUCAAUGGACUUUUGGCAACGUACAAUAGCAUUAGGAAAUCAAGUGGGUAGAACAUAUGUAUGGGAUUUAGAAGUUGAUGAACCUGGUCAAGCACGCUGUUACUCACUUCAGCAUCCUAGAUGUACUGCACCUAUACGUCAAACUAGUUUAAGCAGAGAUGGUUCAGUUUUAUUAUGUGUUUGUGAUGAUGCUACUGUAUGGAGAUGGAAUCGUGAACAUUAAUAUUUCCAUAAUACAGGGUGAUUCUUUCUCUAUUGUUCCCAAAAGCAAUGUCAUUAAUCAUACAUUUUCAUUUUUGUUACAUACAUAGAGUUUAUAUCACCCUGUACAUAAAGUGGUGCCUUUAUAUUUACAUAAUAUGCUGUAUUUUAAAUGCUUAUUACUGCCUUUAUAUAUACUAUAAAUAGUAAAUUAAAUUUAUAUUAGUGUUUUAUAACUAAUAAUUUUAUAAUUCUAUAAUAAUAAUUUUGAUUCAUAAGUAAUUUAUGAAAAAAUUAAAAUUCACAUAUUUAUAUAUUUUAUUACUAAUUAUAAUAUCCUUUUCAUAAAAAAAUAAGGAAUUAAUUUUUUAUAUAAAAAACAUAUGAAAAGAUUUAACAUAAUUAUUAUGUUAAAUCUUAUAGCACUUAUAGCAACUAUAAAAAAUAUGCAUAAGUCUAAUUUUUUCUACAUAAUAUUUUGUGCACUAGAAUGAUUAUUCCAUAAAAUAAAGUUAUUUUAUAUAUAUAUAUACAUAUAUAUAUAUAUUUUUUAUUUUAUAAUUAAACUUUAAUCUGAACCUAUUUUUCAAAACUAAUUUAUUAUAAUAAAAAAAAUUAAUUUUUUUUUAUAAAUUAAAAUAACUAAAAUGAUGAAUUAAUAAACAGAAAUAACAAUGAUAUAGAAUGAAGCAUUAAAAAAAUCCUUUCUUAUUUAAAAUGAUUUCUAAUUUUUUCUAUAAUUUUUUAUAAUUAAAUUAACUUUGUUCAUGUAAAAAUUUUAUAUAUUAAAAUUAAUUUUUUUUAAUUAUAAUUUUUGUAAUAUUUGUAGCAUAAUAUUUUUCAAUGAUUAAUUUAUCUCAUAAUUUUUAAAAAUAUAUAAAAUUACAAUUAUAAUUUCAUAUUUAUGAUUAGUUAAAAAAAAAAAUGAUGAAAAUUUGGAAAACUAAUUAUAUUUGAAGUUGUAUACUAUUUAUCUAUAAAUAAAAGUCAAUAAGUAUUUUAUAUAAAAUACAUAACCAUUAAAAAAUUAGAUAUUUAUACAUUUCAAAUAUCAUCUUAUUCAAUAAAUAAUGUAAAUUAAUAUGAUUUAAUUAUAAACAUAAGAAAUAUUGUAGAUAGAAAAUUUUGACUUUAUGAAUAAUUAUUUAAUAAUGAAUUAACAA